Toxotes jaculatrix (banded archerfish) is the source of this 7025-nucleotide messenger RNA. RefSeq names its product StAR-related lipid transfer (START) domain containing 13b (gene stard13b). The coding region runs from base 264 to 4727 and encodes 1487 amino acids. Gene Ontology annotation, molecular function: protein binding; lipid binding; GTPase activator activity. The record is from RefSeq and is a predicted model, not a curated record. The transcript is spliced from 18 exons. NCBI's taxonomy places the organism in Eukaryota, Metazoa, Chordata, Actinopteri, Toxotidae. Gene Ontology annotation, biological process: signal transduction; regulation of Rho protein signal transduction; actin cytoskeleton organization.
UUCACAGUAAACUCUUGGCUGAAUGGCACGUACUCAGAGCUGUUCUGAGCUGGAUUUAGAAGCUUUACAUUAAACUCUGGUAGCAUACUGAGACUCAGAUAACCACAGGACGCAGAAACAUAUGGAAACACUCCAAGGAGUUAUCUGCUGUGUGGUUUGACUGAGAAUCUUGGAUAAAAAAAAAAAUGGCCAGCCGAUACAUCAAGCACAAAUACCUGUGGAUUUAUGUUUUGAAUUAUGAGAAACUGUAGAAUAAAACAAAAAUGGAGAUUCCGCCUGUGGUGAAUUUGGACGGACACCAGUUUCAGACAGUUUUAGGAUCACACAAACUUUCAAGACAGGAUCUGUCCUCAGAAAACAGCUCACUGGACCACAGAGGGGAUGAUUGUGUCCCUGAACCUCAAAGGUGCUCACUGCAGGAGCCAGAUCAGGACAAGUUGAAGAAGAGUUUUGUCUGUGUCUUUCAUAACAACAUUGAAUUUCCCGGGGCUGUGUGCUUUGAGGAACCUGGACAACAGUCAGUCAUUCCUGGGCGAGCACCUCUGGACCCAAGUCCACUGGCCUCAGCACAGCUUCACGAAGCAGGUAUUCUGUUCACAUCACCUAGCUCAAAUGAAGGCUGCUGCGGUAACUUUCUACUUCCUGUUCCUGUCACAGAAGGCCAAUCAGACCAGGUGGUUCCUAAUCACGCUGGUCAGACAGUAGACUCAAACUGUGGAUGUGUAAAAACAGAGAUCCAGAAUUUAGGUUCAGUCUCAAAUAGCCAUAUCAAUCUAGACUCCACUCCUCCCCUCAUUGUCCCCACACCUGUGCCUGAUUCAAGCCAGAGAGUCCUGGAUCUACCACGCAUUGUGAAGCACAAACUGAGCUCCAUCACCUUUUCUGACAACACUUGUGGCACCAAAGACGACAACCAUGCUUUUGCCAAUGAGAGCUCAGAUGAUGGACAGUUUUCACCUGAAGAGGACGAUGAAGAGGAAGUGGAAGAGGAGGAGGAGGAGGAGGAGGAGGAGGAUGGUCACGAUGAUGGUGAUGAUGAUGACGAUGACGACGAUGACAAUGUGUUUCCAGAGCUGCCUCAGAGUAGAGACCUCCUUGUCAAUCAGAGACACAGGAGAAACGGCAAAGACAAACAGAAGAGGAGAGGGGCUGUGAGUGCCAGGGCAGAAACUGCUCACAUAGCCAGCAACAAUGGUUAUGAAGCAGAGGGGGAAACAAGCAGUAAGGAGGAGUCUCCACAAGUCAAGUCUCCCUGGUCAGAAUCAAUGAGGCACCUGAUGAGGAAACUGGACCAGCUUAAUCUGGACAUAGAGGAGGCCCUAAGUGCGAGCUCGUCCCCCUCCAACACACCCUGCACCACCCGCAAGAAACAGUGGGGUGCUGUUUCAAAGUCUACUUUAAACCAAACCCCGGACAACCAAGUUCUUCAAAGACCAGACAGAGGGGAAUGUCCGAGCCAAGACAGAUCUUCUGCUCCGCUCAGCGCCUCAAUGGGAACAAGAACAAGAACCAAGAAGACGAUGCUGAAGAUGAGCAAUGCAGCAGGUGCAGAAAUUGAGGCGAAAGAGGCGUGUGACUGGCUGAGGGCAGCAGGAUUUCCCCAGUAUGCUCAGCUCUUUGAAGAUUCCCAAUUCCCCAUUGACAUAACUCCUGUGAAAAGAGAUCACGACUUUCUGGACAAAGAUCUAGUGGAACCUCUUUGCAGGCGACUCAACACCUUGAACAAAUGCGCCUCUAUGAAACUUGACGUGAACCUUCCGAAGAAGAAAAGUGAAGACUCUGAUGAAGAAGACCUGUUUGCUAUCAGUGACAAAUGGACCUUUGAGUGGAGCAGCCGGCGUUGGUCCAGGUUACAGGACAUUGACUGUCUGUUGGGAAACCACAGAGAGGGUCAGCCCUUCAGGGACGGCGUGCCUCUGAGAACCACCACCAGCAGUGAGAGUGUUCUGACAGACCUCAGUGAGCCCGAGGUGUCUUCUUUGCACAGUGAGAGCAGCGGGGGCAGUGGUCAUAGGGGCCUCAGCACAGAAGACUCCGACUGCUCCAACCGCACGUGCUCGGAUUCUGCAGCAAUGCCAGACUCUACUUCUCUCACAAUGCCUCACAUCCCCAAAGAAAUUGCUCACUAUGGCUCACUACCUGAUAAGCAUGACAAGACAAGCCGCAUCCGUGCCAAAGAUUUCCUCAAGCGCAUGGAGACACUGCGAUCCCGAGGAACUCUGGGAAGGGGUCGUAAGACGCUAGUCAUCAGCUCUCCAGUGCUACAGCAGGAGGCCCAGGCACUGAAGACGCUGCAUUGUGUUGAGAUCACAAAUGGAGAUGGUGGGGCUCCAGAACCCUUGUCCAACAAAGCUCUUCCGUCCCAGUGUAGUAGUGAGGGUAGCAGCCACUCUAGUGGUAGCGCUGUCAGCACACCCAGCUUGAAAGAACGUAAGCCUCAUCGGGCUGACCACAAGCGCAGUGGCAUGUAUUUGGAGGACAUAGACAUCUUCUCAGGCACCCAGGUUAAUAAAGUCGCAGAACAAAACCGCAAAAAUGAAUUCUGCUCCUAUGAAGACCUAGUGGUCCACAUUCCUAAAGACCACAAGCCUGGAACCUUCCCUAAAGCACUGUCCAUAGAAAGCUUGUCCCCAACCAAUGGGGCCUCUAUUAACUGGCACACCGGCAGCAUGCAUCUGGACUCGCCACUAAUUUCAUGCAGAAAGGAGUCCAGGCCCGUCACCCAGUGCUGCUCCAGAGGUAGCCGCAUCAGUGUGUAUGAUAAUGUUCCCGGCUCACAUCUGUACGCUAGCACUGGAGACCUGAUAGACCUGGAGAAAGAGGACCUGUUUCCUCAUCUGGAUGAUAUCUUGUUGCAUGUCAGUGGUCUACAGCAGAUAGUGGACCACUGGUCUAAGAAUGUGUUGCCUGGAGGAGAAGGUCUUUUGCAGGUAGAUGGCAAGAGGGAAGAUGCGGUUGGGCUUCAGUCCUCUAGUCAAAUCACACUGGACUUUGAGGGAAAUUCAGUCACCGAAAGCCAGACCACACCUAGUGAUGGGGACAGAGACAGAGUAUCACUUGCUGAGACAGAAUCUACAAGGCUCAGGGAAAGGAGAGACUCAGGAGUGGGUGCUUCACUAACACGACCUAAUCGGUUACGAUGGCCCAGCUUUCAGAUAUCAAAUCGCCUAAGUCACUCAGUGGCAUCCCUGCAGAUUACCAACCAAUCAGCAGGCCAGCUGAGCUUGUUGCAGAAGUUUUCUCUGCUGCGUCUUACUGCAAUCAUGGAGAAGUACUCGAUGUCCAACAAACAUGGCUGGACUUGGUCUGUGCCAAAGUUUAUGAAGAGAAUGAAAGUACCAGACUAUAAGGAUAAGAAUGUGUUUGGAGUGCCUCUCAUAGUGCAUGUGCAGCGUUCUGGACAGCCCCUGCCUCUGGGCCUGCAGCAGGCCCUGCGGUACCUGAGAAGCCAGUGUCUUGACCAGGUGGGUCUCUUCCGUAAAUCAGGGGUGAAGUCUAGAAUUCAAGCUCUGAGGCAGAUGAAUGAGAGCUCUCCAGACAACGUGAACUAUGAGGAUCAGUCUGCCUAUGAUGUGGCCGACAUGGUGAAGCAGUUCUUCAGGGAUUUACCUGAGCCUCUGCUCACCAGCAAGCUGGGGGAGACCUUCCUCCAUAUCUACCAAUAUGUGCCAAAGGACCAAAGGUUGCAAGCUGUCCAAGCAGCCAUCAUGCUGAUGUCAGAUGAAAACCGAGAGGUGCUGCAGACCCUGCUCUGUUUCCUCAGCGAUGUCACUUCUUCUGUGGAGGAGAACCAGAUGACACCCAUGAACAUUGCUGUGUGUCUGGCCCCCUCCCUUUUCCAUCUCAACAUACUCAAGAAAGACAAUCUCUCACCAAGGGCCAUGCAGAAGAAGUAUGCCACUGGCAGGCCAGACCCGAAGGAUCUGAAUGAAAAUUUAGCUGCAACACAGGGCCUCGCUCAUAUGAUCAUAGAGUGCAACCGUCUCUUCGAGAUCCCUCAUGAGAUGGUUACUCAGUCGCGUAAUUCAUACGUCGAGGCUGACUUACAUGCACCAACAAUUGAUGAGCUGUGCAAGCAGCUGGAAGAUGAUGAUGGAACAUACCAAACACAUAUGGAAGGGAGACUUCAGAACCUGCUCAAAGAGGCCCGGGAAAAGUCCAAAUACUGGGUGUCAUGCAGCAGCUCAGAUAACACAGAGCUCUACUAUAAGAAGGUGGGAGAUGGGAACCCUCUGAGACGCUGGAGAGUUUCUGUGGAGGUGGAAGCACCACCGUCUGUAGUGCUGAACCGGGUGCUGCGAGAGCGCCACAUGUGGGAUGUGGACCUGCUACAGUGGAAAGUGUCUGAGACACUGGACAAGCAGACAGAGGUGUUUCAGUAUGUCCUCAAUCGUAUGCCUCCUCAUCCCAGCAGGGACUUUGUAGUUCUCAGGUCAUGGAGGACAGACUUGCCCAAAGGUGCCUGCUCCCUGGUUUCUGUGUCAAUAGAGCAUGAGGAUUGUCCUCCUGUUGGAGGGGUACGAGCUAUUGUCCUAGAGUCCAACUACCUGCUAGAGCCCUGUGGCUCUGGAAAGUCCAGACUAACUCAUAUCUGCAGAGUGGACUUAAAAGGAAGGAUGCCAGAUUGGUAUAACAAAGCCUUCGGUCACCUUUGUGCCGCAGAAGCUGCCAGGAUCCGUAACUCCUUUCAGCCACUAAUCACAGAUGGCCCAGAGACCAAAAUCUGAAACUCUUUGCCAGAGUUGUGUCUGCUCAGCCUUGAGAUCAAGAUUGAGCCUUUGAGUCAUUGCUUACAGGCAGGCUUAAAGUAUGGACAGGACCCCAGAACUAAAGCACAGCUUAUUCAGUUUUGUUUUUUUUUUUUUGUACAAAUGCUCUAAAAAUAAUUUUGAGCUCCUCUGUACUUGCACAAUGACAAAAGAGGACAUCUUAUAGGUGCUGAGCAUAAUUACUUAUUGGGAAAUUAAUCAUCCUGCCGAUAUUGUUAGCAUUAGAAUUUUAUUUACCUUGAUGUUGCUAAACCAAUAUAUUGUAAUAAUUAUUAUCUUUGAUAAUGUUAUUAUAUUACUGUUGCUAUAAUCUACAAUGUCUAGGACAUUCAAGCUCUUAAAGGCUUCUGGGAAGCAUGUUAUUCAUUUUAGAUUUAAAGCUAUAAUUAUUGUUAUGUACACUCAAGUGUCUGUAUAUAUAUGUGUGAAUAUACUGUACAUGCAAACAAGAUGUAUAUAUUGUAGAUAUGUGAGGGGAUAAAUAGUACAUAUGUUAAUUUCCUAUAUAUUGAUUCUUUCACUGUGCCAACCUUCCUGUAAUACACACGGUACAAAGUUGUAAGCUGGUUUUACUUUGCUUCAGUAUUGCCAUUUUUUAAUGGGUGUAAUUUUAUUCAACUUUGACCUCCUGUGGUUGUGAAAAGAAUGACUUAAGGUUUGACUUGAUCAUACCUGCUCUAAGGUACUGGAUAGUGCAGUGUCAAGUACAAGAGACAUCAUUUUUUAAUAAAAAUGUCAAAAUGAUCAAAUUUCAGUAUGCACUGAUUCUUAAUCUUGCUGCUACACCAAGAAACACGACCUUUAAAUUAUUCAGUAAUGGACAUCUGUUGACCUGUGAAGGAGUCUCAAUACCUGUUGGCACAGUUGAUAUCAAAUAGUGUCAGAAAUGUUUACAUUCAGCAAUUGAGUAUGUUCAUUCAUAGACACAGUCAAAGAAUUUAGCUUAAAACACAAUUCUCUGUGAUCUGGGAUGACAGGGACCUCUACAGGCCAUAUGGAGGAAACACAUGACUGCAGGCAGUCCACAUGGGUGAACAGAAUUUAAUGGGCACCUUUCUGUCCCAUAUCUCAUUUGUGUUACAAACACACACAGCGGUGAUUCAAAAUUAAAAGCAAAUGAAGACUGCAAAUAUUUUUUCUAGCAUUGUUGUGCAAAUUGUAUGCAAAAGGAAAACCUUGGGCUGAAAACAUAAACCCGACUAUCAUUUUUGUCCACUAGAUGGCUCUUUCUGAUCAGCAGGAUGUGCAUGUUUACUGUGGCCACAUUUAUUUUCCCCGAUGACAGUGUGAAAUUAAAUUCCCAUUUUCAUUUUUUAGUUCUUUUCAACAGGCAGUAAGAUAAGAAAAUAGAUAUCCACUGCUAAGACAUCUAACGGAAAAAUAUUCAAAUAAAUUUUCGGUGAUGGCCUGAAAAAUUAUCACCAUCUGGGAUCUAUUAAAAACCUGACUGAGAAAAGGUUAGUGGUAGCUCAGAUAUGAUGAAAGUGUUUAAAAGGAUCAUUCACCAAAACUAUAACAGAAUGCAGUAAGAUGCUGCUGUGGCUUUGCCAAAACAAUCAAAUGAAAGGCAGCUAUCCUUCGGCUGUAAGUUGCUGAGUCUGGAUCUAUUCCUCUGAUUCAGUUCCCUAUAUAUGCUCUUAUUGUGUGAAAGGCCAAGUCAAGCCCCCUUCACUGACCUCUAUUCAACCAUAGCUGGCUCUAUGUUUCUCAUUGGAAUGAGGACUAGCAAGCUUAACAGACAGGACAGGGGGGAUUGAGUUCCUGGUUGUUAUUUCACACUGAAAGAACAUUAUUAAAAGCACUGUCAUGCUGGAAUAACAGAAUAAUAACAUGCAAAGGACUAACUCCCUUGUGGACACAAUAACCAUAAAGCAUUUGUGACUAAUUUAAUGCAGACUGUGAAUUAAGCUGCCAUUUCAUUUCUUUCAACAAUUGAUUAAUAAUUGAUUAAUGAAAUGAUAUUUCAUGUACUCACAGGUGAGCGGGCUAAACCAUCUGAUUACCUAUGGAAUUAUUCUGCAAUGCAUUACAACACAAAUUAAAACAAAUUAAGUUUUUAAACUGCAUGGCAUACAUGAUAGCUGUAUAAAGCCUGACAUUACUUUUCCCUCUUUUGAAGCCAUGCUGACACAGAUCAGCAUAAUGAGGUCAUGAAAUGCAAGCUCAGCUUCUGGCUGUCAGUCAGGACGAUAGACAGGAUUGUUGCCAAGCUGUCAGUGUCAGUCUCUUUUAUAUAACCACUAGAACUUGGUGGCU